AUGGACACUCUUGAGCUUGCUGACAUAUUUCCCGGAUUAGAUGACGAGGCUCUAGGUUCGCUGGAGAUGGAAAAUGCAUGGACGGUUGACAUUUUUAAUGAUUUAACUCAGAAAGACCUUGAAGAUGCUCUACUCACCGAUAUCACCUCCAAGCCAACGACUAAAUCGGAACCUGUUGAUGUGGAUAUCUUUGGCGAUGAGGUUGAAGUGAACAAUUCAAAUGACCAAUUUGUGUCUUCAUCAAACCACACACCUAAGGGGGAUCUGUUCAGUGGCCAAGACGAUUUCAAUAGAGCUAUCUCUACUGACACCUCACCAGAGACAAUCAGGCUUACUCCUGAGACGGAUAGCAAUUGCUCCACCCCAUCAAACUCCGAUUCCUUCCCCGCCUCAAUGCAACUCUCUCCACCCUCCAAGAAACAACAGUCGAAACGCUCUGCUUAUGAAAACAUAGUUCUUGAAGAGGUAUCAGCUGCCAAAAAACGCGCCAGCGCAUUCUCACCACCCAUCGUGCCCUGCGAGCCCAACCCAGGUGCCAUCAAUCGUGUUCACUACGUCCUGCAGAAGGGACAGACUCUUAUAUUACAGACUGAAAAAUCAAAUAAUCGAUUGGCACAAACUGUAAAUUCACAGGCCCGUCUAAAAGCUCUUAAUGGUUAG
Messenger RNA from Hydatigera taeniaeformis, 660 nucleotides. The record is from the annotation of a GenBank genome assembly. Lineage: Eukaryota; Metazoa; Platyhelminthes; Cestoda; Cyclophyllidea; Taeniidae.